AUGCCCACAGUAGAAGGAAUACCUGCAGCUGAGGGACAGACUGCCCAUACGGAGGACGGUGAGACGCUGGAGGUUUUGUCUGUGACUGAGGAAGAGGAGCUCCCGACAGUCGAGACACCGUCCACCUUCAUCGUGAGCUCACUGGGCAGCCAAACCGGCCGACCUCUUGACCUCUGGGACGCGGACGCACAGGAUCCCCACGUCCCUCACGACGCUCCGAGCACACACCACCCCCACGUCCCAGACGGUGCUCUGAACACACACCACUCCAACAGCCCCACGCCCCUGGCACAUCCCCAAGCCAGCACCAGCAUGCCCAUUAUCAAAGUGCAGCCCUUUGCUGGAGGAGAUGAUCUGUCAGGGGGCUGGUGUUUCCCCUGGUGUUCCCUUCGGUUGCUGCUGCUGCUGGCGGUGUGUGUGUUGGCUGCCCUAGGAGUCAUCCUGGGAGUGGGGCUCGGAGUGGGACUGAGUUGUGUAGGGAAGGUGCGCUGCACCUCAUCAGGUCUGUGUAUCAGCAGGACGGCACUCUGUGACGGACAGAAAGACUGCACUGGAGGAGAGGACGAACUCAACUGUGUGCGUGUGAGUGGGCGGAGCUCAGUGCUGCAGGUACGCAGUAAAGGAGUGUGGCUUACGGUUUGCUCAGAACCCUUGGAGGCAAAUCUGGGACAGACUGCUUGCAAGCAGCUGGGCUUCUCCAGCUUUGUGAGCUCCUCUGCGCUACAGAUUUCUUCGGUUGAGCCAGCCCUUCAGAAUGACCUAGUGUCGGUGAAUCUGAGUCAGUCGUCAAGUCAGCAGAGCAUCAAAAUACACACCUCUCAGCUCAGGUAUAUACAGCGCAGAAGUCAGUAA
Messenger RNA from Sardina pilchardus (European sardine), 852 nucleotides. RefSeq names its product transmembrane protease serine 3-like. Gene Ontology annotation, cellular component: membrane. Gene Ontology annotation, molecular function: protein binding. The transcript has 7 exons. Lineage: Eukaryota; Metazoa; Chordata; Actinopteri; Clupeiformes; Clupeidae. The coding region runs from base 1 to 852 and encodes 283 amino acids. The record is from RefSeq and is a predicted model, not a curated record.